Scomber japonicus (chub mackerel) is the source of this 6208-nucleotide messenger RNA. RefSeq names its product SLIT-ROBO Rho GTPase activating protein 2 (gene srgap2). Gene Ontology annotation, cellular component: cytoplasm. The coding region runs from base 436 to 3864 and encodes 1142 amino acids. The record is from RefSeq and is a predicted model, not a curated record. Gene Ontology annotation, biological process: negative regulation of cell migration; signal transduction. NCBI's taxonomy places the organism in Eukaryota, Metazoa, Chordata, Actinopteri, Scombriformes, Scombridae. The transcript has 23 exons. Gene Ontology annotation, molecular function: protein binding.
UAGUUUAUACAGGCGGGCGGGCAGCUGCGACACAGAGACUCGCUCCGGGGCAACAAAAAAAAAACUUUUGGAAGUGCCCGACUGACAAGUUAUCACUGUUUUUUGUAAGGGGGGGAUGAAUCUCUUUUCACUUGAAGUUGUUUGCACUAUAACCGGUUUUGAGGAGGUGGUGAGGCGCGGCGGCAGAUGGGAACAUACAGCAGCAGCAGCGCCAAACUCACAAUGCGCCCCGAGUGAACAGAGGCAGGGAGACAAUACAGACCCGUGGGCACACUGAGGAGCUGCGAUCUCUCAUCUGGCUUCUCUUUUUUCCCCUUUUCAAAAUCUCUUCCAGCGUGGCAUUCCCACCCCCUCCUCUACGGCUGAUUUAUUGAUUGAUUGAGACAAAAUUGACUUCGCAACGAGGGAAAGAGGUUUGAUCUCCAAAACUCAGCCAUGACGUCUCCGGCGAAAUUCCGAAAGGACAAGGAGAUAGUGGCCGAAUAUGAGACUCAAGUUAAAGAGAUCCGCGCCCAACUGGUGGAGCAGCUCAAGUGUCUGGACCAGCAGUGUGAACUGAGGGUGCAGCUGCUUCAGGACCUGCAGGACUUCUUCAGAAAGAAGGCAGAGAUUGAGAUGGACUACAGCCGCAACCUGGAAAAGCUGGCAGAGAGGUUCCUUACCAAGACACGCAGCACCAAGGACCAUCUACUCAAGAAGGAGCAGAGCAUUUUAUCUCCAGUGAACUGCUGGAACCUGUUGCUGCUUCAGGUGAAGAGGGAGAGCCGCGAUCACGCCACUCUGUCCGACCUCUACCUCAAUAACAUCAUUCCCCGCUUCGCACAGAUCAGCGAGGACUCAGGACGCCUCUUCAAGAAGAGCAAAGAGGUUGGUGUACAGCUGCAAGAGGACCUGAUGAAAGUUCUUAAUGAGCUUUAUACGGUGAUGAAGACGUACCACAUGUACAACACGGACAGCAUCAAUGCUGAGUCCAAGCUGAAGGAUGCAGAGAAGCAGGAGGAGAAGCAGAUGGGACGCUCCAGCCGACAAGAUGACCGGCAGACGCCACGCUCCCCCGACACCCUGGCCAGCAUCAAGAGCGACGAGAAACCCGUCCGACGCUCCAGUGUAAAAAAAAUCGAGAAGAUGAAGGAGAAGAGACAAGCCAAGUACACAGAGAACAAGCUGAAGGCCAUCAAGGCAAGAAAUGAGUACCUGCUUGCUCUUGAGGCCACCAACAGCUGUGUCUUCAAAUAUUACAUCCACGACCUCGCUGACAUCAUUGAUUGCUGUGACCUGGGCUACCAUGCCAGCCUACAUCGGGCUUUGCGAACCUACUUAUCUGCAGAACAGAAUGUAGAGACAUCCAAACACACUGGUCUGGAGGCACUGGAAGGAGCAGCUGAGAGUCUGGAGCCCAACGGGGACAAACAGAAACUAAUGGAGACCUACAACAAUGUCUUCUGCCCCCCAGCUCGCUUUGACUUCCAGUCCCACAUGGGAGACACGAUGGGAGUAGUGUGUGCACAAAAGCCACUGGAAAGUGAGCUACUCCAGAGGUGUCAGCAGCUGCUGUCCCGCCUCUCCACACUCAAGAUUGAGAAUGAAGAGGUGAAGAAAACCAUGGAGGCCACUCUGUCCACCAUCCAAGACAUGGUGACAGUGGAGGACUACGACGUCUCAGAGUGCUUCCACCACAGCAACAGCAUGGAGUCGGUCAAGUCCACUUUCAGCGAAUCUUAUCUCAGCAAGCCCAGCCUUGCCAAGCGACGGGCCAAUCAGCAGGAGACGGAGCAGUUUUACUUCACAAAGCUGAAGGAGUUUCUGGAAGGCAGGAACCUGAUCACCAAGCUGCAGGCCAAGCAUGACCUCAUCCAGAAGACCCUGGGAGAGAGUCAGAAGACUGACUGUUGCCUUGCCAGUGGCCGGAGAAACUCGACAGUACGGAAGCAGGAAUCGGAUGAGACCAUUCCUCUGAUGGUCGAGAGCUGCAUCCGCUUCAUCAGUCGCCAUGGACUGCAGCAUGAGGGCAUUUUCAGAGUAUCAGGCUCUCAGGUGGAAGUCAAUGACAUCAAGAAUGCUUUUGAGAGAGGUGAGGACCCGCUGGCUGGGGACCAGAAUGACCACGACAUGGACUCAAUUGCUGGUGUCCUCAAGCUCUACUUUAGAGGACUGGACCACGCCCUUUUCCCUAAGGAAGUCUUCCAUGACCUCAUAUCCUGUGUCUCGAUGGAGAGCCUCCAGGAGCGGGCAGUCCACAUUAAGAAAGUUCUCAAGUCUCAGCCAAGCAAAACCCUCAUCAUUAUGAGAUACCUGUUUGCCUUCCUCAAUCACCUGUCUCAGUACAGCGAAGACAACAUGAUGGACCCCUACAACCUAGCCAUCUGUUUUGGUCCCACCCUGAUGUCUGUCCCCGAGGGGCAUGACCAGGUUUCUUGCCAGGCCCACGUCAAUGAGCUCAUUAAAACUAUCAUCAUCCACCAUGACAACAUCUUUCCUGGGCUGCAGGACUUGCAGGGCCCUGUCUACAGCAUCCCAGGAGCUGGUGAUGACUUCUGUGACAGUCCACACUGUGAGCCCCCCCUAGUGGAAGAGCCGGCGCCUGACACCGUGUCUGUCAGCCACAACAGUGAAGAUGGCUCCUUGGCUGUUUCAGAGUCUGAUCCGAUUGAAGCUGUCGCUCGGUUCGACUACUCGGGCCGCACCAGUCGGGAGUUAUCAUUCAAGAAGGGUGCUUCCUUGCUUCUGUAUCAGCGAGCUUCUGAUGACUGGUGGGAGGGACGACACAACGGAGUGGAUGGACUGGUGCCACAUCAGUAUAUUGUAGUCCAAGACAUGGCUGAUGGGGGUCGGGGAAGUCCAAAGCCUGAUGUGGACUCCAGGGACCUGCUGGAGGAGAGGGUGUCCACCAGAGGCAGUGCUGCAUCUCCUACUGGAGCUCAUGUGGCUGACAUCUAUUUGGCUAACCUGAACAAGAUGAGGAAACGUCCAGAGUCUGGGAGUAUCCGAAGAACGUUCCGGGGUUCAGAGAGCGAAAGUACAAGUCCAGGAGCUAGCGGAGGAGGUGGAGGAGGAGGAGGAGGAGGAGGGGUGAGAACAGCGUCUCUCCCUGUCACUGGGGCUCUGGUGAAAGAGACCGGAGACAAACGACCCGUCAGCGCUCACAGCAUCCUCAACUCAGUUACUCGCCACUCCUCCCUCAAGACCAAGGUGGAGAGCCCACAGUUACGCAAGACAACAACAGCAGGACGCUCCAAGAGCUUCAGCAACCACAGACCACUAGACCCUGAGGUCAUCGCCCAAGUGGAGCAUAGCUCACAGGACAUCGAGGCAGCAAUGAGCUCUGCCCUGAGUGAGCUCAGGGAGCUGGAGAGACAGAGUACCUCAAAACAUACACACACCCCUGACGUGGUCCUGGACACACUGGAGCAGCUGAAAGGUGUGAGUGGUGGUGGUGGAGGAGGAGGAGCCUCUGAGCCCUCCAGUCCACUCCACUCACGUCUGUUGCGAGACAGUGACGGGAGCUCCUCACAUGCUCACCCACUUCAGCGGAGCGCCUCCUCAGCUAGCGAUGUACCCUCCUCCUUCCGCCCCGCCAAGAGCCAGCCAUGGAGCCCACUUCCCUCUGCCACAUCUCCUUCUCUGUCCUCCUCCUCCCUCUCCUCAUCUGUCCCUUCUUUUAGAGAGCUGCGCCCACCAGCUACAAGGCCCAAGCCAGUGGUGUUCCCGAAGGGCGGAGGGAGUGGCAGUCCAGCCAUGGGCUCUCCAACCUCUACUGUGCCCCCCACACCUCCUCCUCCACUUGCAGGCCACACACACUCUCUCCCUCACACCCCUCCUCCUCCACCUCCACCCCAGUCUAACGACAAAUCCUGCCCAGCUUAGGACCUCCUCGUCACCACCCCAGCUCAAAUCUGAACCACCAUACUGAUUCUCACAAACUAAGAUUCUUACAGCUCUUCUACCAGGUGCUGGAAGCACUUUGUUUCACAAAAGACCCCUAACCCACUACUCAUGUGUAGCAUUCACUUAUGGUGUCCAGGCGAGUUUUCAGACGCCACGUUCCCUUUAGAGUAUCAAGAGUUUUUUCUGCCCUUCAAAGACACUUGAUUUUCUUUGCCACCACAGAGAUUCCAGGGAUCACUGGAUUUUAAAAUCUUUACCAAGGGAACAGGACUCAGGAUGGACACCUACAGACCUAUCGCACUUGGAGCUUACAUACACUAGUUUGUGAUGUUUGAAAUUGUGUUUGAGUGGGCGUGCAAGAGUGUUACUUGCCUUUACACACAGAUCUAAGUGAGGAACAAAAAGCACUGUUUGAUUUUGUAUAGUAGACGUGACAUUUUUUUUUCUUCCUUUUUUAAUAACCCCAUGAGUACUGGGGCUGGAAGGGAGUGUUUGAUUCCAGACUGUGAAACGUUAAGCUCUCACUCCGUGUAGAAAUGAAACACUGACUUGCUGCUUCAGAAGAGUGAAGAUAAAGUUGGACAUUAGAGAUGAUGAAAGGAAGAAAGACAACUGGGCCAAAUAUCAGUGUAAGUCAUGUGAUAAAGAGCUUUAUUUUAUCUCUUCCUCCAGUGUUCUCUAGAUAUAUUGGUGAUAUUUUUUUUUAAUUAUUAUUACUGUUCAGAACUAGUACCACAAGAAGAGCAUGACAGGAGCAGUGCUCUCCAAAAUCUUAACAUCCAACAGAAAUUCUAAAUGCAUAUAUAGCAAUAAUAAUAAUGAAAGCUGGUUGUUUGAGGCAUUAUGCUGUUUCUCUCCUGCAGCUCUACUAUGUGUGUAGGGGACCACUGAAACCCAGCAUUUUUAUAUGUAAUGUUGGACUGUACACACACACACACACGCACACUUUCUCCAAAUCUGUGUGUGUUUCGAGUUUUGUGGCAGCUAAACACGCCUUUCAGGUUUUCCUUGCAUGCUGAGGCCAAUAAACAACAGCCACAAUGGUAAGCUGGCUGAUUGCGUCAGUUUAUGUAUCUGCAAUACCAGCUAUAGGUCAGCUUCAAAAAAAAAAAAAAAGUUACAGCUUGCUCCUUUAACUAUAUACUUAAGACUUUACAGUAAAAGGGGUUUAAUUCUAAUGGUGUGUAUGUAUGUUUAAUAAUCAUGAUGAUAACUGGAAGCAUGGAGCUGAGGAUCCUCCUGAGUGUGUUUUUAGAUAGAAGCACAACCAACCACCUCAUCCGAUGCAUUCUUAAGCAAAGUGUGCUUUUAUUAUGGACUUUUUUUUCUUCCCCGUUGUUUAUUAAUGGUCAGAAUCUGUUACGGUGAAACGUGGAAUUGUGUAGCCGUCUGGGUGUGUGCAUGUGUGCGUGCGUGCCUGUGUGAGCAUGCGUGGAUGUAGACUGUGUAUGCACCUCACCCCACCACUGCCCAUCCAUUAUAAGGGGGAUGCCACAAAACAACAAGGAGACACAUGGGAAUACACUACUCCUUGUGUAUAUGAGACCGUAUAUAUAAAGCCCAAAUACAAGUACUUCUGAUAGAAUUUGGUAACCUUUGAAAAAUCAGACCUGAUGAUGAAUUAGGGAAUAUCUGGAUCAUUUUGAAACCACUGAAUUCAAAAGUGGACACAUGUCAUUCAGGGUAAACUGAGUCUUUAGUAUUAUAUUUCACCUUCUAGAAAAAGUAUUGAACUGCUUUUACCCAGGCGUCCUCAUACUCUUAUCACACCUCUCCCCUCCUCCUUGAUUCCUCUCCCAGAAUUACAACACAUAUUGCAUUCCUGUAUGCUCUCUACCAGGUAAUGAAUUAUAACUGUAAAUGUUUUGUUUUUUUAAUCUCUGUAUACUGUUUGUCUAUCACCUGGUGUAUUUGUGUUGCUCUUACCUCAUCACGACAACUGGAGGGACUGUGACUGUGUAUGUGUGUGUAUGUGUUGGUGGAGUUGAGAGAUUAACUCACCUUAUCAACACACGCUCACUCACACACAUGCAUGUGGGUGGUUGGUGUGUUUUGUCCUGGCUCCCCCUGUCUCGUCAAGGGGGAACUGGGACCCUCUUCAAUCUCAAAUCAAUCAUCAUGCACUUGAACAACUUGGCUUGCGUGUGGACUAACUGUGUGGGGAUGAUUUGUCAGAAUUUAAUAAUGUUAAAUAUGCAUUUUUGUGUCCAUUUGAAAACAGCAGAACUAAAAAAAAGACUGUAAUGUCAAAUCUAUUUAUAGUUGUCUCUGUAUUACUGGAGAAUCCUGUGUUCAGAUGUACUUUGUAUAUACAAUGUUGUAC